Molecule: messenger RNA, 1716 nt
Organism: Sclerotinia sclerotiorum 1980 UF-70
Lineage: Eukaryota; Fungi; Ascomycota; Leotiomycetes; Helotiales; Sclerotiniaceae
Exons: 1
Coding region: 1-1716 (571 amino acids)
Biological process (GO): deadenylation-independent decapping of nuclear-transcribed mRNA
Cellular component (GO): P-body
Molecular function (GO): protein binding
Source: RefSeq, a predicted model, not a curated record
AUGAAGAACUCUUUCCUGAAAAAUGGAAAAGAGCGCAUUGUUGAUACAGAUCGCUACCUUGCCCACAGAUCUCUCAAGGUCAACACCGGCAAGGCAGGCAAAGACUUCACAUUCAGUGAGGACGAUACAACCAUCGUUUCACUUGACAAGGCUGGACGAGUUAAAUUCUGGGAUGUUCGUCCUCUUACACAGAUUCCGGAGGAUGAGCUUCAUCAAAAAGCACCUCCGGUUGAGAUCAAAGAGCCACUUACGACUCUUAUCACAACUCCAGCAACUGAAAAAUCAUGGCCUACUUCGGUCUUGUUUGUUGAUAAGCUUCGCCCUUAUCAAAAAGGUGGUCCACUGCGAUACAUGAUUGUUGGUAUGAAACAAAAUCAUACUUUACAAUUGUGGGAUCUUGCUUUGGGAAAACCUGUUCAGGAAAUUCACUUGCCUCAUAGCAAAGAAUCGGAUGCUGUUUGUAGUGUAUUGUAUCACCCUGCAACUGGAGUUAUUGUGGUCGGACACCCUACACGAAAUUCGAUCUAUUUCCUCCACCUCUCUGCACCUAAAUACAACCUUCCACGCACUGUCACCCAAGCAGAAUAUGUCGAGAGGCUUGCGAACAACGACUCCAGUGUUUCCAAACCAGAAUCUACUGCUGUUGUUAGUGGCAUGAGAGAAUAUUCAUUCGCUAGCAAGGGCAAUCUUCGAAGCUUGGACAUUUUACAAAAUCCUGCUGCCCCAUCUAAUCGUGGAGAACCGAUUACUCUGUUUGAGUUAUAUGCUAUGCAUUCGAAGGGUGUUACUUGCCUCAACAUCAAACAAGCUGAUCUAGGCUGGGACGCCAAUAAUAAGUGCAUCUCUGCAGUAGUGGCUGAUAGAGUUGGUGCUGUUACUAUUGAUACGUUGAAGGAAAUCAACACUGCACCACCUGCAACACCGUCGGAAUCAAGUGAGCCAGCACCUGAGUCUUCGCUUGCACCGGCUCCUACUCCCACACGCAUCAUCCAACGCCCAGCUGCCAAGGAGAAUACUCCCAAGGAAACAAAGAAGACUGCGCAGCCAGAGACAUUUUCAGUGCCCAAAGCUGAAGAGAAGGUUGAAAAGAAGGAAGUUCCGGCUGCACUUUCCAGUGGUGGUUUAGCCGGCGCUAGUGGAACUGAAAAUAAGGCUGAGAAGAAGAAGCGACGAAAGGCCAACUCAUCUUCCGAAUUUGCAGUAAAUUCUUCUCAACCUAAAAACGUCGCAACAGAAAAUAUUUCAGCACCAAGAAACGGCAGUGCUUCUCGCGCCAACAUGAAUAACAUUCCAGAUGUCGGUAGCUCUUCAAGCUUCUCAACAACUGGCUUGACGGAGGAAGUUCUUAAGGAUAUUGAAGGUCGCGUUUCUGGGGAAGUCAAAAAAUUGCUUAACGAUUCUUUCAACAGUUUGGAUCAAAGAAUUAAGGAUGACAGACGUACUCAAAAUGCUGUCAAUGAUGCGAAACAAGAUGCUGUCCUUCGUCUCGUAUCUAGCACUCUUACUGGUAACUUGGAAGAGUCAUUGAAACGUAUCGUCAAUGGGGCUUUAGAAAACUCUAUUGUUCCCUCCAUCGAAAAUAUCACCUUAAAGACCAUCGAUCAACGAGUUUCUCCAGCUCUUGCCAAUCACUUGAACCAAAGCUUACCAAGAGAAUUGGGAAAAGAUUCUUCCAGAUGCUGUCAACAAUGGUUAUGCAGCAACCUCAGCUUUUGA